UUUCAGUCAUCUUUGAAAUCACGAGGCUAUAAUUCUUGAAUUUCAGAUUGAAGAAAUUUGCCUGUAUCGUUGAAAAUAUAUUUCGUAUUAUCCUCUAACAAUGGCUUUACACAUCCCCAAAGCACCAGGAGUGCCCCAGAUGUUGAAAGAGGGAGCACGGAUGUUCUCUGGUUUGGAGGAAGCAGUAUAUCGUAAUAUAACUGCUUGUAAACAGUUUGCCCAAAGUGUUCGAUCUGCUUACGGUCCAAAUGGGAUGAACAAAAUGAUUAUCAACCACAUUGACAAACAGUUUGUUACUAGCGAUGCUGGUACAAUUAUUAGAGAACUCGAUGUGGAGCACCCAGCAGCCAAAUUGAUGGUUCUCGGCAGUCAAAUGCAAGAUGCAGAAGUGGGUGACGGUACCAACUUUGUGAUUGUGUUGUCUGGUGCUCUAUUGGAAGCCGCUGAAGAAUUGCUCCGACUGGGCGUAACAACCAGUGAGAUAGCUGAGGGCUAUGAGAGGGCACUUGAUAAGUGUCUAGAAAUCCUUCCCGAGCUGGUCUGUCAAAAAAUAACUGACUUCAAAGAUAUUCCAGGAAUCACACAGGCCAUUCAGUCUUCUAUUAUGUCUAAACAGUAUGGUUAUGAAGAUUUCAUUGCUGGACUCGUGGUUAAAGCCUGUGUGGGUUUGUUGCCUGAGAAAACUACUUUCAAUGUGGACAAUGUUAGGAUUUGUAAGGUCCUUGGAGCUGGUCUCCUCCAAUCAGAAGUAUUAUCUGGAAUGGUAUUCAAACGUGAAGUAGAAGGGGAUGUCGGUUCUGCCACUCAAGCCAAAGUAGCUGUGUACUCUUGCCCUGUAGAUAUCACACAAACUGAAACCAAAGGCACCGUUCUGAUCAAAACAGCUGAUGAACUUCUGAACUUCAGUCGUGGUGAGGAGUCACUCCUCGAAAAGCAAAUAAAGGACAUUGCUGAUGCAGGUGUGAAGGUAGUCGUUGCUGGAGCUAAGUUUGGUGAUAUGGCUCUACAUUACCUGAACAAACAUGGACUAAUGGCAGUACGUCUCAAUUCUAAAUUUGACCUCAGACGUCUGGCAAAAACUGUCAAUGCUACUGUGCUGCCCAGACUAACUACUCCUACUGCAGAGGAACUCGGCUACUGUGAUGUUGUGAAGGUGGAGGAAGUAGGAGACACCAGAGUGGUUGUGUUCCGUAUGGAGAGCACGGAGUCGCGCAUCACCACCGUCGUCAUCAGGGGGUCCACUGACAACUUCAUGGAUGACGUUGAGAGAGCUAUUGAUGAUGGUGUCAACACUUUCAAGGGCAUCACCCGUGAUGGGCAAUUCGUCCCUGGUGCUGGAGCAACAGAAAUUGAAUUGGCUCAAAGGCUUCUUCAGUAUGCCGACACCCUUCCUGGACUUGAACAAUAUGCUGUAAGGAAGUUUGCAGUCGCCUUAGAGAGCAUUCCACGAGCCCUGGCAGACAACUCUGGUGCCAAUGCUACAGAGGUUGUCAAUAACAUCUACAAAGCACACAAGGAGGGUAACAAAAAUGCAGGAUAUGACAUUGACUCUGAAAACAAUGGUGUCACAGAUGCCAAAGAAAAAGGUAUUCUUGAUGCUUACAUUCUUAAACAGUGGGGAUUGAAAUAUGCAGUAGGAGCAGCCACAACAAUCCUAAAGGUUGACCAAAUUAUCAUGGCCAAGCGAGCAGGAGGUCCUAAACCGAAGCAACCAGCAGGAAGUGAUGAUGAAUCUUAAGUCAGCUUACAUACUAAU
Messenger RNA from Ostrinia furnacalis (Asian corn borer), 1756 nucleotides. RefSeq names its product chaperonin containing TCP1 subunit 8 (gene CCT8). NCBI's taxonomy places the organism in Eukaryota, Metazoa, Arthropoda, Insecta, Lepidoptera, Crambidae. The transcript has 6 exons. The coding region runs from base 101 to 1738 and encodes 545 amino acids. The record is from RefSeq and is a predicted model, not a curated record. Gene Ontology annotation, biological process: protein folding. Gene Ontology annotation, molecular function: ATP-dependent protein folding chaperone; ATP binding; ATP hydrolysis activity.